UAGCCGGUGUGCCAGUCAGUGCGGCGAUGUCGACGGCGAACGACGUUUCGGCGGUACGGUUCGGCCGGUGGUGGUGGUGCUGGCGGAGACGAAGGAGGAGUACUACCUGCGGGUCAACGAUGCCGACGGGAUACUCGAAGACGAUCGUCCUCCUCGGUGUACUCGCGGUGAUAUGCGCCCUUCUGGGCACCGUGGACGCCCUAGCGAAGACGAAAUCGGACGAGCCGCGUAGCAAAGGCCCUCACAAGGACGCGGAGCCUGUCAUCGAGGAAGUCAACGCGAAACAGCUCGAGCGACUCCUCAACGAGAAGGAUUUUGUUGCCGUGUAUUGGUAUGCGAGAAGCUGUACGACAUGCGACAAGGUGCUGGCCGAACUGGAGAAGAUCGACGACGACACGGAUCAUUUCGGGGUCGACUUCGUCAAAAUCAACGACAAACGACUGGCCAAGCAGUAUGGCAUCAAAACCUUCCCGGCCCUCACAUAUUUCCGCGAGAGAGAACCAAUCAUUUACGAAGGUGACUUGAUGGACGAAGAAAACGUGCUAGACUUCCUGACGAGUCUGGAAGCUAUGGAUCUGCCCGAUCGUAUCGAAGAGGUAAACUCGAAAAUUCUGGAGAAGAUCGUCGAGGAUACGGAAUUCGUGGCAGUCCUUUUCUGUCCGGAUACGCAGCGGUGUGCUGGCGUCGGUUCUAACAAACCAGACUGCAAAAAGUGUCUGAAGGCCCUUCAAGAAUUGGAGAAUAUCGACGACGAGGCCGACCAAUUGGGAAUCGGUUUCGUGAAGAUCGCGGACGAACAGCUAGCGGACGAGUACAAUCUGGGCCCACUUCCGGUUCUGGUCUACUACAGACACCAGAUUCCCAUCAUUUAUGAACACGAGCUCAGCCGUGAAGAGGACGUGCUGGAAUGGCUGGUGGCAAACAAGAGCACAGGAGACGAAGAGGACGUGAUCGAGGACGUCACCGCGAAGACCCUACAGACCCUGAUAGGGAACAUCGACAACUUGGUCGUUCUAUUCUACGACCACGGUGACGAGGAUUCGAUGCAGGUACUGAACGAGCUGGAGAAGAUCGACGAUGACUGCGACAAACACGGGAUACAGUUCGUGAAGAUCGACGACGAGAAGGCGGCAAAGGAUUUCGGAAUCGAUUCAGUCCCGGCGAUCGUCUACUUCGAGAAGCAGAUCCCGAACGUUUACGACGGGGACGUCGAGAACGAGGACGAAAUUCUGGAGUGGUUGUUGUCGCAACUGGAGAAGGAUGAGAUCGAGGACGUCACCGACGAAAUGUUGGAUCGUCUGAUCAAAGACGGGAAGACUCUGGCCGUGCUGUUCUACGACAACAACGAUCGGAAGUCUCAGAAGAUUCUGAAUGAAUUGGAAAACAUCGACGACGAGUGCGAUCAGCUCGGAGUUAUCUUCGUGAAGAUAGACAACGCGGAGGAAGCGAAGGAGUACGGUAUCGAGAAGGUUCCCAGCAUGCUCUAUUUCGAGAAGGGUAUACCGACUUUGUACGAGGGCAAUUUAGAAGACGAGGAGAAGGUUCUGAAGUGGCUCGAGCAACAGAAGAAGAGCGACCACAUCGAGGACAUUACCGACGAGAUGCUCGACAUGGUUAUCGAGAAGAUGCCACACGUGGCCGUCCUAUUCUACGACAAGGAACAGAAGAAGAGUCAGAAGAUCCUCUCCGAACUGGAGAACAUCGACGAUGACUGCGACCAACAUAACAUAGCGUUCGUGAAGAUUAACGACCUGGACGAGGCCAAGGAAUACGGCAUCGAUAAUUUCCCGACGCUGGUGCUCUUCGAGAAAAGAAUACCGCACAUAUACGAAGGGGACCUGAUGAACGAGGAUCAGCUGCUGGGUUGGUUACUGCAUCAGAAGAAGCAUACCGAGAUACCGGAAGUGACGGACGAGAUGAUGGAGAAGCUAAUUGAGACCUCACCGUACUUGGCAGUCCUGUUUUACGACAAGGACGACAAGCAGGACAUACGGAUCCUGAACGAGCUGGAGAACAUAGACGACGAGCUGGAGAAGGAGGGUAUCGUGAUCAUUCGAAUGGACAACGAUGCCGAGGCGAAGGAGUACGGUAUAGAUCAUCUGCCGACUUUGGUCUACUUCGAGAACAAGAUACCAGCCAUUUACGAGGGAGAUCUCUUGAACGAGGACGAGGUCCUCGAGUGGCUCGUCGAGCAGAAGAAUACCGCCACCAUCGAGGAGGUCACCGAUGAGAUUCUGUCCGAUCUGAUCGAAGAACACGAAUACGUUGUCGCGUUUUUCAGCGGUGACUGCGACGACGGAGACGAAUGCGACAAAGUGCUCGAGGGACUCGAAAACAUAGACGACGAGCUGGACGAGACCGGCAUCAUCUUCGUCACGACGGAAGACACUGGCUUCGCGAAAAAACACGGGAUCAAGAGCUUCCCCACGUUGGCGUUCUUCAGAAACAAGGAGCCGUUGAUCUUCAAGGGCGACAUCGAAGACGAGGACGAAGUAUUGUCGUGGAUCACCGACGAAGACACCCUCGAAAUCCCCGGAAAGAUCGAGGAAGUGAAUGGGAAAAUGUUGGAAAACAUACUCGAGGAGAACGAUUACAUCGUCAUCUUCUUCUACAAAGAGGGUGACAAGAAGAGCCAGAAAAUCCUACAGGAACUGGAGAACAUCGACGACGAGUGCGAGGAGAAGGACAUUGAUUUCGUGAAGAUCUCCGACGAGGGGAUCGAGAAGGAAUACGAUCUACCUGGUCUGCCAGCGUUGGCGUUCUAUAGGCACAAAUUCCGCCAGGUCUAUAACGGUGACAUGAUGCACGAGGAGGCCAUAUUGGAAUGGAUCCUAGAUCUUCGUACUCAAACCCCAGACGUGAUCGAAAGCGUCGACAGAAAGACGCUGCAGGUGCUAAUCAACGACGUCGAGCAUCUAGCUGUAUUCUUUUACGACAAUAAAUGCGAAACGUGCCCCGAGAUUCUCGAGGAGCUAGAAACCAUUGACGAUGACACAGACAAACACGGUAUUCAGUUCGUUAAGUCGAACGACGCAAAAUUAGCCGCGGAAAUCGGUGUGUUUUCGUUCCCGGCUCUCGUUUAUUACGAGACUGGCGUCCCCAUCAUGUACGACGGUAAUCUGCUCGACGAGAGCGAGGUGCUCGAUUGGAUGGUGAAGCAGAAGACGGACGAGAGCAUCGAGGAGAUCGAUCGUGACACCCUCGCCACGUAUAUCGAGACCAAAGAAUUCCUGGCUGUCAUUUUCUACAAGGAGGAAGAUCCAGAGAGUCCCAGAGUGCUCAGGCACGUCGAGCUGAUCGACGACGAGGCUGCCGAGUACGGAAUAAAGAUCGUCAGGAUGAAGGAUCGACUUAUGGCGAAGAAGUACGGUUUUAGGAAUCCGCCGGGUAUCACGUACUUCCGGAAGGGCAAGAACAUCAACUACGACGGGGACAUCGACGACGAGGAGGAGAUCCUCGAUUGGCUGACGAACCCCGAGAACAUGGAGCUCACCGAUCACAUCGAACGUAUCAAUAAGAAGAUGUUCCAGAAGAUACGACAGACGACCGAUUAUCUGGCUGUGUUCUUCUACAGCAACGACUGCAAACAGUGCGGCAGGGUGCUGGUAGAGAUCGAGCACAUCGACGACGAGGCUGACGGAGCGGGGAUAAAGUUCGUGAAAAUCGACGACAAACAGUUGUCCAAGCAGUACGGUGUUUUCGCCCUGCCCGCCAUAUUGUUCUUUAAGAUGUCCUCGAAGGAGCCAGUUAUUUACGCAGGUGAUUUGUACGACGAGGAGCAGAUUCUCCAGUGGCUGAUGACGCAGAAGGAUCCAUCCGGUGAGGUAAUCGAGGAUCUGGAAGGGGAGGAUCUUCUAAAUUUGAUAAGAGAAUCGGAAUCGUUGGCGGUAUACUUCUGGAACAGAACGCUUUGCGACUUGUGUCAGGCAAAAUACCAACGCAAGCAGGGCCGCCACAAGGAGCGCAGGAUCGUCGAACACGAGGCGACCGAGGAACUCGAUGACGUCGAGGAUUGCGAGCAGUGCGUGGGGAUUCUGGAGGAGCUGGAAAAUAUCGACGACGAUUGCGACAGGCACGGUAUCACGUUCGUUAAGACACAAGACUAUAAAGUAGCAGAGGAUUACGGAGUCACCGAGUUCCCCGUGCUAGUGUAUUUCGAGAAUCAAGUGCCCAACAUGUUCGAAGGCGAAUUGUCAGUGGAGGAGGAAGUGUUGCAAUGGCUGAUCACUCAGAAAACCGAAGAUCGGAUCGAACUGAUAACCAGAGUGAUGCUGGAAACGUCUGUCGAGGAGACGCAGUACCUUGCGGUCUACUUCUACAAGCAAAACUGUCACAUAUGCGACGAAAUUUUGGAGGGAUUGGAGAAGAUCGACGACGAGUGCGACGUGUUCGGUAUCCACCUGGUGAAAAUUCAGGACCCCCAGCUGGCGAAACGAUACUCGAUCAAAACGUUCCCCGCCCUAGUCUACUUCAGAAACGGCAAUCCGCUUUUGUUCGAAGGUGAUUUGCAGAACGAACAGUCGGUUCUCGAAUGGUUGAUCGACGACGACAAUCGAGAACUGGCGGACGAGAUCGAAUCCGUUAACGAGAGGAUGCUGGAGAGGCUUCUCGACGAGUCUCCGUUCCUAGCAGUUUUCUUCUACGACGAAGACUGUCCCGAGUGCAACGACAUCAUGGAAGCUCUGGAGAAGAUCGACGGCGAGGCGGACUUGUUCGGUAUAGAUUUCGUGAAGGUGUUUGGCACCGAGGCUGCCGAGAAAUACGGAAUUCUCAACGUCCCGUCGCUGGUUUAUUUCCGUAAAAAGACCCCGCUGAUCUACGACGGCGAUCUAACGCAGGAGGACAAGAUCCUCCAGUGGCUGACGUCCCAGGACGUUUUCGAGAUCAAGAACGAGAUCGAGGAGGUGAACAAGAAGAUGCUGGACAAGCUGCUGGAUGAGAACGAAUUCCUGGCCGUCUUCUUCUACGAACACGACAACAAAGAGAGCGAGGAGGUGAACGAGAAACUGGAGGACAUCGACGGAGAGACGGACAACUUGGACAUCACGUUCGUCAAGAUGGCCGAUCCAAGAUACGCCAGGAAAUGGGGCGUCACCAAGCUCCCUGCCAUCGUCUACUUUCGCAAAAGAUUCCCGAGUAUCUAUCGAGGCGACAUGCACAAGGAACAAGACGUGCUCGAAUGGCUGCGCAAGAACAGGUACCGUCAACCGGAGCUGAACAUCUACAUGUACAUGCUGAUCGCCAUCACCGUCCUGUUCGCCAUGUACACCGGUUUCCUGUUGUCGUGCUUCCGGUCGGAGCCAGCGGCGGCCGCGCCGCAUCCAAAGCAAGCGUGAAAAACUCGAGCGAGACGAGAGCCGGGAAAUGCAAGAAAGUGUACAGAGACUCCGUGGACUGUUGCUGCGCGAACGUGCGUUGUUGUUGCUCUGACUUGUUUCACUUACGCCUGACAAACGCUGUUCGUCCGGAACGAACGCCUACCGAUCCUAUACGGCAUCGACCACCGCCAUUAUUCUCGCUGGCCGAUCCGACGAACGACAACACGUUACUUUAGCCGCGUACUAUGUUCGAAUCGUCCGUGACCUAUUUCGCAGCGAAGCACGAAUCGUGAUCGAUGAGAGGAUCACGGGUAACGAUGUGCGUGUAAACGUGGACCAAGUCCAUCGCCCUUUCCUAUGGAAAAAUUCAGACCUGAAAUUUCGAAAGCGCGAGCGAUUUAUGAGGGGCUGAGCAACGUGGAUACGAAAGCGCCAUGGUGGUCGAAGCGAUCGAGUAAUCGUUUACUCGAAACCACUGUGCUCUAGGCGAAUUAUCGUUAUCGCGUGAUUAAUAUCUAUCAUUACACGUUCGUUAUGUUUUUUUUAUCCGCGUUCAAAUCACCAUGUCGCGACGCUUUGUUUAAUACGGGUUUAUUCUAUGCGCUUCGUAACGACGUAUCGUACCGUACUGCGAUCGUGUAUCAGAAAUUCUUUGCUGUGUUUUAGAGUGAAUAAAUUCAUCGACGCGAAUACACUGUCGCGAUUUAAGGAUUGUUGGAAGAUCGAUAAUUGUCGGCGAGUAAUUUGCAACUAUAAUCCUAAUGAUUCUUCUUCUUUUUUUUUUUUUCUUUUCUUUUCGUGCUCGUUAGCGCAACAAUUUACCGUCGUCGUCGACGGUACCGACAAUGGUCUUAGACGCGGUUGAUCACCUUUGGUCCACGUGCAUCACGUUCGCGAAGAUGAUUGUUACGGCCGUUGCGUUAAUCCGCGUUUCUUUCUGGGUCCUCUGCGACGACAAGCCGGUACCAACUACCGUUACGGAAACGAAAGAGUAAAGAUUGUACACGCGACGUGUAAUUACCGCCCAUCGAAGUCCACGAAGGGGGCUAACGAUGUUAACGGAUCAUGAGGAAUAAAAAAAAAAAACGAACCCUUGGACCAAUUCCAAUCUGUUUAAGUGCCACUACCGUCUGCCAAUUGUAAAUAAUGUAAUAGUGUGAACGAUGCAUUAUAUAAAAGUAAAUACGAUGGUUUUCCUUUA
Messenger RNA from Colletes gigas, 6519 nucleotides. RefSeq lists its product as uncharacterized. NCBI's taxonomy places the organism in Eukaryota, Metazoa, Arthropoda, Insecta, Hymenoptera, Colletidae. The coding region runs from base 27 to 5336 and encodes 1769 amino acids. The transcript is spliced from 28 exons. The record is from RefSeq and is a predicted model, not a curated record.